This is a messenger RNA of Canariomyces notabilis, 1055 nucleotides long. RefSeq lists its product as uncharacterized. The record is from RefSeq and is a predicted model, not a curated record. Lineage: Eukaryota; Fungi; Ascomycota; Sordariomycetes; Sordariales; Chaetomiaceae. Bases 232 to 879 code for a protein of 215 amino acids. The transcript has 2 exons.
GUACAUACAUUCUAAUAAGAACCUCUCGCUCGUUGGGGGUACCUUACCGUUGGAAGUACAUUACCGUUGAAAGUAUCCGAUGGCUUAGCCCUGCAGGCGCUUUACACUCAUCAGCAACACAACGGGUUCUCUUAAAGCUGCCACACAUGGCUUCUCAUCACAAGGUGCAGCUUUACCUGGCCCUUCGUCCCAGGUGCCUUCAAAGAGUCUCCAGACUCUAUAUACAGAAACAUGGCUGAUCCAGGAAACGGUACGGCACCCACCAAUAACAGCAACACCAAUGAAGCGCAGCAUCAGAGAAUCCGCGUGGUCGUGAAGCGACGGGGCCGUUUCUUGCUGCUCAACUUCCAGAACGACGCCAUGCAGAGCGGAGACCAGGUCAUGAGAACCAUUCGGCACGAGUGUAGCUAUGCCCUGGUCCCCGGUCGAGCAAGCUGGCUCCCUGCUUCACUGUUCCGAAGGCAUGUUGUAUAUAUUGGGACUAUCUCGAUUCUCUCGCCGCCAGACGACCGCGAAUCUGGGAAUGGACUUCGCGAAGUCGCCAUUUCCCAACUGGAAUAUUCGGCAGCCCUCACGCUGGCAUUCUCCCGUCCGGACAUUCUCCGAGAUGCCGGGCCGUUCGCGCAGCGAUAUCCUGAUACAAUCGAGGUAGAUCCUCCAAACCCUGAGCAAUCGUUGAUGAAAGCGGUUGUGGUCGUCCUGAGGAUAAACAAGUCGAUUGUGUUCUUCCUGGUUGGGCUGGCCUUGCUGGCCGCAACCGCAGUGAGCCUCGGGGUUGGCAUCACACUGUCAAGCCUAGAGAUUGGGCUUACGUGCUUCACUGUAGUGAGCGCCGCUCUGUCGUUGAUCAUUGCUGUGUUGCACUGGGCAACCAAGUGAAGACAUGUCUCUUCUUGGUCAUGCAUAUCUGGAAGAAGGGAUGUUGCUUCGCCCGUUGAUAACGCAACUUGAUAUUGAUAUAUCGAGUAGGGGAAACUUGGAGACAGGGUCCAUAUAGACGAUGCAACUCAUUCGUCAAGUUUUGCAGAUGCUCAUGAAAGCAACAGUGUCUCUGU